Messenger RNA from Durotheca rogersii, 3914 nucleotides. RefSeq names its product muts domain V-domain-containing protein. Bases 324 to 3689 code for a protein of 1121 amino acids. NCBI's taxonomy places the organism in Eukaryota, Fungi, Ascomycota, Sordariomycetes, Xylariales, Xylariaceae. The record is from RefSeq and is a predicted model, not a curated record. The transcript has 2 exons. Gene Ontology annotation, cellular component: nucleus. Gene Ontology annotation, molecular function: ATP binding; ATP-dependent DNA damage sensor activity; mismatched DNA binding. Gene Ontology annotation, biological process: mismatch repair.
UGCGUAGUUGGGUAUUGCUGUUAGGCAUCUGGUAAUAGGCAGCCGUCAAGCUCGUGGCCUGCAUUGACUUGCCCAGCGUCUUGUCGUGUUGGUAGCAGAUGCCUGCUUGGUUCGGGUCCCAGCCUGCUCCGUUGUCAGGAGGAGUUCCCGGCUCCCCUCCCCUCCCCCCACUAUAAACCAAUCCGUCGUCGUCCUCCUUCUCUUCUUCCAACUCAAUCCUGCAAACUCCAACCACACGACAACGGCUACCCACAACCCUAGGCCGGUUACCGACGCGCACGCAUGUCGAAUUCCCUCUGCCCUUCUUCCCAAGCAUUCGCCGGAUGAACGGCCCAACGUGCCGCCGGCUGCCUUCGCUGCUAGCCAGCCGCGCUGGCGGCCGCCACGUGACGGCGACGACAGGGGGAGGUUGCCGAGCGCAGCACUCGCGCGCGCGCUGGCGGGUGCCGCGUCUCUCCUCCCUGCCGCCGCUGCCGCCGCUGCCGCCGCGCCUCGCCGAGUCGGGCGCCGCUGGGACCCUCCAGGUGCGAGGCAAGAAGACCAAGUCGACGGUGAGCCUCGACGACCUCCCUCGGGAGUACGCGGGGACUCCCAAGGUACGACGCAAGAAGACCAAGUCGACGGUGAGCCCCGACGACGUCCCUCCGGAGUACGCGGGGACCCCCAAGGUACGACGCAAGAAGACCAAGUCGACGACGGUGAGCCUCGACGACCUCCCUCAGGAGUACGCGGGGCCCCUCCCCCCGGAGCCGGGCAAGGGGCCGGACGGGGCCGACGAGCCCCCGUACCCCACCGUCGUCCUCCAGGCCUACCGGAACAUGCGCAAGUUCGAGAAUUGCGUGCUGCUCACCCGCGUCGGCGGCUUCUACGAGCUCUACCUCGCCCAGGCCGAGGAGUACGCGCCGUUGCUGAACCUCAAGGUCGCGCAGAAGAAGACCAAUGCCGGCCCAAUACCUAUGGCUGGCUUCCCUUUCUUUCAGCUGGACCGGUUUCUCAAGGCCCUAGUCCUCGACUUGAACUGCUACGUUGCCAUAGCUGAGGAGUUCCCCAACGACCCGGGCGACAAGGUCAAGUCGGGCGGCUUGAUGCACGACCGCAAGGUCACCCGCGUCAUCACGCCGGGGACGCUCAUCGACGAAAACUUCAUGGAUCCAUAUGCCAACAACUACAUUAUGGCAAUCCACGUGCACCUUUCGCAUGAAGGAGAUGACGCCUCGGACUCGGCAAAAUCCGAUGGGGCCACCGUCAACGACAAUGUUAGCAUCGAGUCGGGUCCUCUCGCGGCGUUACAAGUCAGCGAUACCCCUAUCGGCUUAGCGUGGGUAGACAUCUCGACGGGGCAAUUCUACACAGAAUCGACGACCGUCACGUCGUUGAGCUCUAUCCUCUCUCGCGUUGGUCCGAAAGAGGUGGUCGUCGACGAGGUCCUCGAGUCGCACAGAGACCACCAAUUAUUUUCUGUCCUCGCUGAGGAUAAGCACCUCAUUACAUUCGCGCCUCAAGGCGAACACCUACCGCUAUCGGAAUGGAGUCUGAUGUUAGAGUCGGAAAUCCCGGCCCAGAUCGCCCAGACCUUCACUGCGAACGAGGUGUAUGCCGGGAGUCUGCUGCUCCAGUACGUUAGGGGCCGUCUACAGAAUAUGAGUAUGAAACUGCAGCCGCCGCUGCGAUACGACAACAUGUCGGUCAUGAUGAUUGAUAAGAGCACUAUGCGGUCGCUCGAGAUUAAACAAACCAUCCGCGACGGUACAUUUCGAGGUAGCCUUCUGCACGCCAUCCGGGAGACGGUUACUAAAGGUGGCGCCCGGCUGCUGAAUACUUGGCUCUGCGCGCCCUCGACGUCGUUGGAAACCAUUGUCGCCCGCCAGGAUCUGGUAGAGUACUUUGUCCAGCACCCGGAUCUUCGCGAUGAGAUUGUGAUACUACUGAGACGGAGCCACGACUCGCAGCGCCUGGUGCAGAAGUUUGCGAUCGGUCGCGGAGACGAGGACGAUCUCAUUGCUCUCGCCAACACUAUCCAAGCCACAAAAGAUAUCGUCACGCUCUUGGAAAACUCGCAGGGACAGGCCCGCCCGCCACCAAAAGGGGAGCACAACGCGCAGGGCGAGGGCGGGACCUCGUGCUUCGCGUCGCUCCUCUCGCGCAUCAAGCUCGAGGACCCGAUCAGCUUAGCCGACCGCAUUAGAACCUCCAUUGACGAAGAGGGCCUAGUUCAGCAGCAGCGCAAGGAGGACGACAAAGCAAACCAGCUCCUGAAGCUCGCCGGCAACAUAGUUGCCGCCGAAGGCACUCAGGAGGACGCGUCCGCAUUGCCUAAAGGGACGGGCGCGGCUACUACCGCUGCGAAAAGAAAAAAGCCUGCUUCGCUCAGGGAUUACCUUUUUCCCGCUGCCGACGAGAGCGUGACGUUCGUCAUGCAGCCCAAGGCUAACCGAACUCUCCACAAACUCCACAACAAACUAUCCUCCCUCUUAGACGAAAAGUCCGCUCUCGCCGACACCCUUCGCGAGCGUUUCGGCGCCGCCAGCCUCACCCUGCGGUGGGCGCCCAACGUGGGCCACAUCUGUCACAUCAAAGGGGUCAAGGACGUGCGCAAAAUCACAGCCGACCUCGCCAGAGACCAAUCGUCGUCGAGUCCAACCCUAGUCGGCUCGAGCCGUAGCACCCGAGCCUUCCACGUCCCCGAGUGGACCGAGCUCGGCCAGCGCAUCCACCAGACCCGCUUCGAGAUCCAGGCCGAGGAGCAGCGCAUCUUCGCCGAGCUGCGCGCGCUCGUCGUCUCCAACCUCGUCAAGCUCCGCCACAACGCCGCCGUCCUCGACGAGCUCGACGUCCUGGCCGCCUCCUUCGCCCGCCUCGCCUCCAAGCAGGACCUCGUCCGCCCCGUCCUCAGCGACGACGCCGCCGGCACCGCGUCGCACGUCAUCAUCGGCGGCCGCCACCCCACUGUCGAGAGCGGGCUGCGCCAGCAGGGCCGCAGCUUCACCAAGAACGACUGUGUCUUUGGCGGCGUCGCAACCACCGACGACGCCAAUCCCAAGAACGUCCAGUCCCGCGGACGUCUCCACCUCAUAACGGGCCCCAACAUGGCUGGGAAGAGCACCUACCUUCGGCAGAACGCGCUCAUCGCCAUCCUCGCGCAGGUGGGCUGCUACGUGCCAGCGGACCACGCCGCCCUGCCGCUCGCCGACGCCGUCUUCUCGCGGGUCGGCUCUGCCGACAACCUCUACGCCGACCAGAGCACCUUCAUGGUCGAGAUGCUCGAGACGGCUGCCAUCCUGCGUGCUGCCACGCCGCGCUCCUUGGUCAUCAUGGACGAGGUCGGCCGCGGCACCACCCCCAGCGACGGCACUGCCGUCGCCUUCGCCGCCCUCCACUACCUCGUCACCGUCAACCGCUGCCGCACCCUCUUCGCCACCCACUUCCACGGCCUCGCGGACCUAGCCGUAGAGCGCGGCCUCGCGGACGCCGGCGAUACCCAGGGGGGCAGGCCUGUCGAGAUGUACUGCACCGACAUCGAGGAGACGAGCAACGGCAAGGGCUUCAUCUACGUCCACAGGCUACGGAAGGGGGUCAACCGAAACAGUCACGCCCUCAGGGUCGCGCGCCUAGCCAACCUACCCGAAGCGGCUAUCGCGGUUGCGCAGGAGGUUUUGGAGAAGCGUGGCAGGGAUGGCGGCGCUAUUUAAAAGGCGGCCACCGGUGUUCGGGUGGCGAUACGACUCUAUGCCUACGAUCUCGAAUGAUACCCAUAUGCGAAGCAGCAGCAGCAGCAGCUUGCCACCUUCGCGCGAUAGGCUGUUAGGUCUUGAGGAAUUGUUAUGGUCUCCUUGCUUCGCUCCGUCUGUACGAAAAUCACUACCUAAACCAGGCCAUUUAGUUAGCAUGCGAUUCUGUGCGCGGGGCGUACCGAU